This is a messenger RNA of Helobdella robusta, 3279 nucleotides long. RefSeq lists its product as hypothetical. The record is from RefSeq and is a predicted model, not a curated record. The coding region runs from base 1 to 3279 and encodes 1092 amino acids. Gene Ontology annotation, biological process: actin filament organization; vesicle transport along actin filament. Lineage: Eukaryota; Metazoa; Annelida; Clitellata; Rhynchobdellida; Glossiphoniidae. Gene Ontology annotation, cellular component: cytoplasm; myosin complex; actin cytoskeleton. Gene Ontology annotation, molecular function: ATP binding; microfilament motor activity; actin filament binding. The transcript is spliced from 32 exons.
AUGGUUAAUAAGCCAUACCACUGGCAAAGUCACAAUGUGAAGCAGAGUGGUGUCGAGGACAUGGUCCUCUUGCAGAAGAUCAAUGAAGCUGCCAUUGUGGAAAAUCUCAAGAAAAGAUUCAUGGAUGACUGCAUAUACACAUACAUUGGGCCGGUGUUGAUAUCUGUGAACCCUUUCAAAAAUCUUCCCAUCUAUUCUGAUAAGGAGAUUGACCAGUAUCGAGGAGCUGCUUCUUACGAAAAUGCCCCACAUGUAUUUGCCCUGAGUGACUCCAUGUAUAGGAACAUGGUGAUCGACACUGAAAAUCAAUGUGUCAUCAUCAGUGGAGAGUCAGGUGCUGGCAAGACGGUGGCAGCCAAGCACAUUAUGAACUACAUUGCUAAGGUCUCCGGCGGUGGAUCCACUGUUCAGAGAGUGAAAGAGAUAAUUCUAGAAUCGAAUCCUUUAUUGGAGGCGUUUGGAAAUGCAAAAACUGGCAAGUAUGUUGAGAUGCAGUUCAGCAAGGGUGGAGAGCCCAUUGGGGGACAUAUUUCUAACUUCCUACUCGAGAAAUCGAGACUUGUUCUUCAGAACACAAAUGAGCGAUCAUUCCACAUCUUCUACCAACUUAUUUCUGGGGCCAGUGCGGAACUACAAGAGAGCCUGGGUCUCACAUCACCCGACUACUUCUUCUACCUCAACCAGAGUGGUACUUACAAAGUUGAUGGCAUUGAUGACGUCAAAGAUUUUCAGGACACUAAUCACGCGAUGAGUGUGAUGGGCAUGUCUGAAACGGACCAGUUCAACGUGAUGUCGUUGACAGCGGCCAUCCUCCAUCUCGGCAACAUCUUCUUCCAGGAGCUCAACAAUUAUGCUGCUAUCCAGAGUCCUGAAUUUCUUCAGUUUCCUGCAUACUUGCUGGGAAUUUCCAUAGAGGACCUGACGGCGAAACUGACCAGCAGGGUGAUGGACAGCAAGUGGGCCGGCAAGACGGAAAACAUCAACGUCACCCUGAACCCCGAACAAGCCAGCCACACCAGGGAUGCCCUCGCUAAGGCCUUGUACUAUCGACUGUUUGAUUAUUUGGUGGAGACGGUGAACCAGGCGAUGGUGAGCAGUCAGGAGAUCAUGAAUGUCGGCAUUCUCGAUAUUUACGGGUUUGAAAUAUUCCAAAAAAAUGGUUUCGAGCAGUUCUGCAUCAAUUACGUCAACGAGAAACUUCAGCAGAUUUUUAUCGAGUUGACACUGAAAGCAGAACAGGAAGAGUACGUGCAAGAAGGCAUAAAGUGGAUCCCAAUAGAGUACUUCAACAACAAGAUUGUCUGUGACCUCAUUGAGUCGAAGCAACCCCCUGGUGUCAUGUGCGUUCUUGACGACGUGUGCGCCACUAUGCACGCCGUCUCUGAAGGAGUUGAUGGCACACUCCUUGCCAAAUUGUCAUCAGCCAUAGGGAGUCACCAGCAUUACCAGGGGGGUAGCUCGGAUUUUAUCAUCCAUCAUUAUGCCGGCAAGGUGUCUUACACAGCAGAAGGAUUUUGCGAGCGAAACAGGGAUGUACUCUUUAGCGAUCUCAUCCUCUUGAUGCAAUCUUCAAAUAAUCCAUUCCUUGUCUCGUUGUUCCCCGAGGUGGUCAACACGAAUGCCAAGUCGAGACCAACAACUGCCAGUUCUAAAAUCAAGAGCCAGGCCAACAAACUCGUGGAGGCUCUUAUGAAGUGCGUUCCGAACUACAUCAGAUGCAUCAAGCCCAAUGAAACUAAGCUGAGCAAAGAUUGGGAGGAAAACAGGGUGAAGCAUCAGGUGGAGUACCUGGGUCUGAAGGAAAAUGUGAGGGUUCGUAGGGCUGGUUUCGCAUACAGAAGAGUCUUCGAUAAGUUCAUUAAAAGGUAUGCCAUCCUCACGAAAGAGACGUGGCCCGAAUGGCGGGGGGAUCAAAAACAAGGAGUGCAGAUCAUCAUGAGGAGUGUCAACAUGGAUCAUGAUCAGUUCCAACUUGGCAAGACAAAAGUUUUUGUUAAAAAUCCAGAAUCUCUCUUCUUGUUGGAGGAAGUGAGAGAGAGGAAGUUUGAUGGGUACGCCAGGGUCAUCCAGAAGAUGUUCCGGAAGUGGAACGCUCAAAAGCAGUACAUCAGACUGAAGAAUGAGGCCUCAAGUCUCGUGUUAAAUAAGAAGGAACGUCGUCGUUUCAGCAUCGACCGAUCAUUUGUUGGGGACUACUUGGGACUUGAACACAAGCCAGGACUGCGAGCUCUUCUGGAAAGAAGGGAGAUGGUGGAGUUUGCUGAUGCAGUCAACAAAUAUGACAGGAGGUUCAAGCCCUCCAAAAGAGAUUUGAUAAUCACCAACAAGUUCUUCUACUUGAUCGGCAGAGAGCAAGUCAAGAAGGGUCCGCAAAAAGGUCAGGUCCUGGAAGUUAUCAAGAGGAAGAUUCCGUUGGAAGGCAUCUCUCAUUUUGCUCUCAGCACGCGUCAAGAUGACUUCUUUAUAUUGUAUACAUUGGACGACUACGCCAACCUGAUGGAAUGCACGUUCAAGACGGAAAUGCUGUCAGUACUGAACAAACUCAGUACUGCUCAAGGGAGAGGAGCGUUGAAGAUUCAUUUCAACGACAGCAUAGAAUAUGUGACAAAAAAGGAUAAGUUUUUUGGAGCCAGCAAGCUGACGGUGAAGUUUUCGUCAGGCGCAGGCAACAUGGCCGUGCUGAAGCCAUCCAGUAAGGUCCUGACUGUUAGCAUUGGACCUGGUCUGCCAAAGGAUUCUAGCAUCCCAGCGCCAGUGGCCCACAGGAACACACCUCCUCCAGUGAGCACACCAGUAAACAGUAAUUCGAAGUUCCUGAGACAAAUAUCUGUUGACAAGAAGGUCCCUCAUCUGCCCAACACCUCCCUACAAAAAGCUGCCAAGUCAAAAAGUCGAGUGAACAGGCCCGAUGAAGAUAAGUCUUACCUGCAGAUUCCUGAUCCUGGAGUUGCUGGGGCCCAACGAUUAAGCGGCCUCAACUCGAACAAACCAUCUCCAGGCGGAGGCAAACCGAAACCGAAAGUGAAACCUCCAGUCGAAAAUUACCAGAAGUACACGUGUCUGUACGCCUACGAUGCUCAAGACACGGAUGAGUUGAGCUUCAAUCCCGGAGACGUCAUCGAACUCAUCAAGGAAGAUGCUACCGGCUGGUGGACCGGUCGACUGAGGGGAAAGACGGGACUCUUCCCACACAAUUACGUCGAAAAGUGUACCGAAGUCGAGAGGCGUGAAUUUUUUUCUGAUCACGUAUAUUCAAAUCCAAUAUCAGACAUCACGUAG